This is a messenger RNA of Limulus polyphemus (Atlantic horseshoe crab), 1556 nucleotides long. Its product is annotated as neuropeptide Y receptor type 5-like. Gene Ontology annotation, biological process: G protein-coupled receptor signaling pathway. The record is from RefSeq and is a predicted model, not a curated record. Bases 76 to 1419 code for a protein of 447 amino acids. NCBI's taxonomy places the organism in Eukaryota, Metazoa, Arthropoda, Merostomata, Xiphosura, Limulidae. Gene Ontology annotation, cellular component: membrane. The transcript has 3 exons. Gene Ontology annotation, molecular function: G protein-coupled receptor activity.
UGGAUUAAAUAAACAAUAUAAACUGAUUGGUUCUACAUCGGCAGCAGACUUUUUAUUGCCGGAUAGACUUUGAAGAUGGCGGAUAUAACUCAAGAAAAUAUUGCUAAGAAAAUACACGAGAUCCCGGAGCAUUACUUGGGUAUGGUGAUUCAUUUUUUCAUGCAUUUUCACAACGACACCACGGACUUCAAGACGCCACAUCUGCGCCCGGCACUGAAGAACGUUUUUCCCCUGUACUUGGUGCUCUACGGUCUGGUAGGGGCCGCCGGUCUGUUUCUCAACGCGAACAUGUUGCGCCGAAUCCUUCUACGCAGGAAACACUGCGAGAACAUAGAGAAGUACCUGGCUAGCAACGCCUUGAACGACAUGUUUAAAUGUAUCGUCGUUAUGCCGGUUUCCUUGGCAACGCUCGCUCUACAGAAUUGGAUUCUUGGGAGAUUCCUCUGUCACUUUCUCCCGAUAGCGCAGGACGUUCCUUUUUACGCCACGUUCCUCACGUUCUUGAGCAUAGCCUUUGACCGAUACAAAGCCAUUCUAAAUCCAUUGAAACCACGAAAUAUCGCCGGAUUCUGGCUUUUAGGGACUUGGGUGUCGAGUUUCCUUGUAGCCCUGCCGUACAGCGUGUACUCGGAGUACGUUGAUUUGGAAAAAUACUUUGGCGAGCAGUUUAAAGGUGUCGGAAUAUGCGUUGUUAAUGUGGAAAACAACAUCGAGGAGUUCAUCCGGGCUCUUUUCAUCGUUCUCUAUGCCACACCCGCUGUUCUCAUCAUGUAUCUCCAUCUUAAAGUCACUGUGGAAAUCAACAAUCGCAACAAUGCUUUUCAUUCAAAUGGCCAAAGAUCUCAAAUGUUGAGCCACGAGGACAUCUCUGUUUCUUCUGUGGCGACAUCUAGCGUCAUGGAAACGAGAAAAUCCUCUGCUGUACCUCUUCCCGUUGGCAUUGAAGACGUGUCAAGAGGUCCCAGUAGCGAUACCGCUGGUCAGAGUCUAGGGACUGGAGUAAGACGAUAUCGACAUCAGGAUGACGACGACUUCGACUGGGAUCGAGAAAGGGUGGUCCAAAAAUGCUUCUUCAUGAUGGCACUUUUUUAUGCGUUCUGCUUAUUCCCACUACACGUGACCCGGCUGGUGAAGCACGUGGUCACAGAAACAGUAGAACACACUUCUCAUUUUGACCUGGCCUUCAUCAAUGUGGUUUUAAUUGCCCUUCUUCCAACUAUUGUCACUCCCGUACUCCAUCGUUCUAUGGACUCUCGCGGGGCUCCUAGAGGAGACUCGGGUAACUACCUGACUCUUAAGAAACAUACUUCAAACUUGUCUCUUCAACGUAUUGGAAGCGAAAUUCACGAAGAUAGAUACAAGAAACCAAUCUCUCCUACCGACAAGCUGUGUCAGAAUCACAAAGAAGAUGGGUGUUGAUAAAGUUCCCCCUAACAGAAUGGGUAAAGAAGUUGGGUGUUGUUAAAGUUCCCCUAACAGAAUGGGUAAAGAAGUUGGGUGUUGUUAAAGUUCCCCUAACAGAAUGGGUAAAGAAGUUGGGUGUUGUUAAAGUUCCC